CCACCACAGUCUGGGAAGGCAGUCCUAAUGGCGGAGAAUGUGCGGUCGCCCUUUGACUACCGGGAGCCCCCGACGCUCGACAGCGACGGUGAUGGCAGCAAACCACCGCCGCAACGUGGUCGCGUUUGUGGGAGAAAACGGAAAGGGACGCCCGUGAAAGUGUGUGACCGGGCAUACGUAACAGAGGAUGAGGAGGAGGAGAGCUUGUCGGAGCACAGCUACAGCCCUGGUGAGGGCCAGUACCCAGAGGGCGCAGAGGACCGCCUCCCCCCACCCGGCAGUCCCUACUACCUGCCCGAUCCCGCCCAGCUCUGUGUGCCAGAGCUGGGCGAGGAGGGUGCCGGCGGAGUCCGGGGCCCUGUGCUGUUCCACCCGCCCCCCAAUUGCAGAAUCCGUGAGGUGCACUGCGGGACUCAGGUGCGGCUGGUCGUCAUAGCGAUCCGGGACAUUGCCAAAGGGGAGGAGAUCACGGUAGACUACAGCUUGACGGACUGGGGCGAGAACGCAAUGGAAGAAGAGGGCGGCCCCCACCCACUCUCCCUGUCCGUUUCCGAUUACCUCACCCCUUCGUGGUCGCUAUCGCCCUCAUCCUCCCCACUCACCCACUCGGAGCCCAGUGACUCGGACCGUGAGGAGGACGAGGAGGAGGAAGACGAUGAUGAUGAUGACGAUGAUGAGGAGGAGGACAUGGAGGAGAUGCGGGGCCGCAUGCUCCGCCGCCGCAAGAAGCGCAAAAUCGCUGCGGUAGGGGUUGGCGCCAAGAAAAAGGGUGCCCCUACCUCCUCGCGAGGGCCCGGCCGCCCCUGCUUGUCCUUUUCCCGCCCCACGCCUGUUGGACCGCCCCCUAGGUCUCCACCUAAGCCGGUCAGCGCUCGAGCACCGCCGCCUCCAACCACCAACAUCAACAAUAACAUUAACAUAAACAUCGGCAGCUCUAGUGGCGCCACAGUGAGCCGUCGGCAGCACUGUCCCUACUGCGGACGCCACUAUCGCUCUUUGCCACGCCAUCUGGAGAAGCACCACGCCAGCCAGCCGGAGGUCAGGUCGGCCAUGGAGCUGGCGCACCUCCGCACACACUCCAAUGGCACCGCCAAGCACCCUUUGUCCACUGUUGCCUCCUCUCACGGUCAUUCCUUCGCAGUCCCGCAGUCAUCACCUCCCAACCCGACGGUGGCGCCACCCUCUCUCUUCACUCGGGAGCGGGAAUCGCCACGUACGGGCACUGGCGGAGUUUCUUUCUCAUUGUCCUUGUCGCCGCCCGCUUCCAAAAAAAAUCCACCGGCGGCUAGCUCGCCCACAAAGCGCGCCGCCCCCCCUCCGGUGGCGCCUCGGAUAAAGAGCCCGACACCUCCUCCCCCGCCUCCAUCACCUCCCAGGCGGGGUCGCAGGUUGAAGAGGGAGAAGCAUGAAGAGCCGCAGAAGAUAGAAGAGGAUCUGGCUCCGCCUCCGACGCCAGAACCAGACAUAGAUCCGGAUGAAGAUAUAGAGCUUAGUGCAGAUGGCGAGUGUGACACUCCAGAGGAGAAGAAUGGGGAUGCUACAAGGUCACGUCGGCAUCACAUCUCCCCACUUCUUUCCUCCCUCUCCAUUUUGGUGCUCUACCUCCGACAGCAGCAGCGAUCUGCCUUCCUUGCGCUUAACCAUUCCCGCUCGGCCGAGGCCUGGCGUCAGCUGUGCCACUCCAGCCUCUCCCUGCUCAUCCUCUACAACCGCCACCGUGAGUGUGAGGUGGCCAAGCUCACUAUCCAGGACUACCGUAAGCGAGCCACCCCGGAGAACCCUCGUAAUGCCUCCCCCUCUGACAUGGAGGCUCUCCUGUCCCCCUUUGAACGCAAUGUCCUCUGCCACCUCUCACGGGCCAGCGUCAUGGGCAAACGCGGGCGACUCCAACCCCUCAUCCUGCCCCCGAACUCUGAAUCCUGCCUAGACCUGCUCCUUCAAACGAGCCCCGAGGUGGGCGUGGACCCUGAGAGCCCUUAUGUCUUCUCCCGCCCCUAUCAUUCCCCCGCUACACCUCUCCGGGGCACAGACCUCCUGCGGAAUCUUGCACGAGCCAGUGGGGCCAAGAACCCUGGGGCGAUAACGGGAACGCGAGUGCGCCGGCAGGUCGCCAUCUUCACUCAGCUGCUGCUCCUCGAGGAGGGCGAGGGUCAAGGCGGUGCCACCAAGCGCUUGGAAAACUUCUUAGAGACGGAGUACCAUGUGACGCAGAACUGCUCUUCCAUCGUACGGGACGCUGCCCUUAUGGGUCGUGUGGGGCGCGUCGUUCUCUACGGGGAGAAGGAGGGCGUUCUUUUCCGUGGGAUGAGCCUCCAGCACAUCUGUCUUGAGUUGGAUGUGAUGUCCGGCAACUCGGCAGACUCCUUCUCGGAAGAGUCAGAGCCAGAAGACCACAAGGAGGAAGUGCAAGAAAAGGUGGACGUCGUAGUGAAGAAGAAAGGACCGGGGAGACCACCGAGGAAGAAGAGAGUGCCCAUUACUCCGCCAGUUAGUACCUCCGUAGCUGGCACCCAGAAGAGGAGAUCGGCCCCACCCAAAUCAGGGAAGCGUGGCGUGUUGAAGCGUCCCUGGUCGGAGGCUGAACGCAUUUCUGUGGAGACGCACCUGAAGCGUAACCUGGUGGAGCUGCGUGUGCCUGCCAAGGCUGACUGCGAACGCUGCCUGGAGCUCUGCCCGCUGCUAGUCAGCAACCAGCGUGACUGGCGCGCCAUCAAGUUCUACGUGCACAACCGCAUCCAGCUGCUGAAAAAGCAGGGGCGCAGGGAGAGUGCAGUCAUUGCAGCUGCAUCCGUUUAAAUCGACGACAACGGUAACCUUAUUUUCAUAUAAAAAAUAAACACCAGCAAUCAUGGUGGAGUGCAGCUUCCAACUGUAAUAUAAUAUAAAGGGAGUACUAUAACAACUGGCUCCCUCUAGUGGUGAACAAUCACUUUGUCUCUUGUUAAUGUGAACUGCCAAUGUAGCAUUCAUGUAUGGGCUACUAAUAUUCUUUUGAUGACCAAACGUGAAUGUUUAAAGCAGCAGCAUUUUUUCAAAAAGGCCCACAGAUGGACUGCGUUGUCUUCUAGGUCAGUGUUUCCCAACUUUCAUUGAGCCAAGGCACAUAUUUUAUAUUAGAUAAAUCUCAACUAAACAGCAGGAUACACAGGUUAAUUAUGUAUAUUCUGCCAUCUAGUGGAAGACCAUGUAUUUGUUCUGCCUGCCCGUAUACGUUGCUUACAUACAGUAGAUAAACAAAGAUACAUUAUUUGUAGUAAAUACGUUUUUGGGCCAAUGAAGUGAAAUUGGAUCAUUUUCUGUGACACGCAUGAUGAUCACUCACUCUGUAUCGGCACAGUGGUUGGGGUUCACUGUUCUAGACUGAGUUGUUUGUUUUUUUUACACACGUAUAUAUGUAUACAUGUGUGUGUGUGUGUGUGUGUGUGUGUGUAUAUAUAUAUGUAUAUGUGUGUGUGUGUAUGUAUAUAUAUUUCCUGAGAGGGGUACAAA
Molecule: messenger RNA, 3489 nt
Organism: Dunckerocampus dactyliophorus (ringed pipefish)
Lineage: Eukaryota; Metazoa; Chordata; Actinopteri; Syngnathiformes; Syngnathidae
Exons: 7
Coding region: 28-2796 (922 amino acids)
Molecular function (GO): protein binding
Source: RefSeq, a predicted model, not a curated record